GUCAUCAUGGAUUAGUCCAAAGUAAUGUUUUUAGUUGCUCAUUUUUUUCAGGUUAUUGCUGCCACCCUGGGGCGUGUACAUAAUCGUGACAUAACUGGACCCAGUCCUUCUGGCACAUUUAUAUAGAGGUUUGAGAAAUUGGCGAUAAAUUCUCGACAUCAUUACGAUUCUUUACAAAGUUCUUUCAAACAUGGUAAUCCUCCUCCACGUUAUCAUUAUGAAAACAGAACAUUUCAUAACGUCAGAUCGAAUACAGAUUUGGGUGACCAGGAUUGUGUAUUAAGAAUCGUCAAAUGCAUCAAUAUUCCACUUCCUUCAGGUUACAACAAAGACGAUAUGAAAGUGUAUGUGUCCUAUGAAUUUCCCUUUCCAAACGAUCAACCUCAAACUGGCUUCACGGAAACCAUCAAACACAACAUUAAUCCUGAAUUUGAUCAAAAGUUUAAGAUAUCUAUCGACGGAAAAAAACAGAUCGUUGGUGAGAAUAUUUCGACGACAAAGUGUGAAAUUUGAAAUAAAAUACAACAGAGGAUUUCUGAAAGGUGACAAGACGCUGGCUCAAGCUUCUCUUAAGUUAUCACCGUUUGAUAAUAGAUGUGAAAUUCACGAAUGUCUUAAUCUUAUGGAUCCCGAGAAAGGUCGCAAGGUGAUUGGUGGAAAGAUUGAAGUCAAAUUACGUAUUCCUGAACCUCUGACAGAUAGAUGUUGAAAUCUUGACGCAAAAAUGGUUGGUCAUAGAUGCAUUUGUAGCACCAACAAAUAGACCAAUCAGUGCUUCGUCAACAAGUAAGAAAAUGGCAGAAAAGCAAAGAAUUCAAACCAGAGGGAAUAAUGUUAAACUGUGGGAAAGUCGUUUCCUUUUCAUAGAAUAAAGUCCGUGUAUAAGAAAUCAGAAUGGAUGACAACAACUUUUAAUCUCGCUCUAUAUGCUAUCAUCGAUGUUUUUACUCAGUAUUUUGAUAUUCUUGCUGAAAUUCUUCUUGAUGAUAUGUAUGGUCAUCUAGAGUGGUGUGUCAAACAAGAUAACGAGCAGUUAGCGAGGUCUGGUACCAAUUGUUUGGAAAAUUUCGUCAUAUCCAAUGGCAACACGUUCUAUGAAGACGUCUGGGAAAAGACAUGUCAAUGUGUAAAGACGAUAUUUGAAUCAACCGUACCUCACGAACUAUUGAAAUGGAGACCCGCUGACCAACAAGUAAUGAGUCUACCCACACCAGAUGUCCCUCCUGCGUCAUCACCACUCAAGGUAAUGUCACCUGUCGACCUGGAGGAUGAUAUCGUGCCCAAAUAUCCGGAAGACGAGGACGAACAAGAUGGUCAGCAAUCGUUAAAAGGUUUGAAUGAAACGGAGGAGGAAAUGCCUCAAGAAACAGUUGAAGAAACCAAAGAACAAGACAGCAUUAGUCUACAUAGUACGCCUAGUUUACGAUUUGAACCUGUCGAAGAACACGAACCAGUCGUGCAGACGGAGAGGAUGCUGUUCAAUUCAUUGAUCAUUAAGUGUGUCGUUCAAUUGGAACUUAUCCAAAUGAUCGAGAAUGUCGUCUUUUUCCCAAGCACCAGCAAGCGAGAAGAUGAAGAUACUAUGGCUGAAAUACAGACAGUCGAAGCCCAAUUUAUUGAAACAAGAGACGUCAAUUUGGCCCGCCUGUUGAGAAUUCUCUUUCGCAUGUACGAUGACGUUGCAAGAAAGGAAUCAGGGAAAGGCGUCGAGGAAAAGGUGUUGAGGAUCUGCGAUGAAGCUUUAAGGCAGUUUAUUGAAUUACAGUCAGUUGGUCACAGGGAUGCCUGGACGAGUUUACUAUUUUUUAUGUUUACCAGAAUUCUUCGUUUAAACGAUGAAAAAGAGAUCCUGACUCACUCUUCAUCUUCGUUCGUUAUUCAAAUGUGUUUAUGUAACAAAACUCACAAGGAUAAAAAAUUGAUGUUACAAUAAGGUAUCAACUUUCAUCGCCAUUUUUAAUCUGAUAUGUAAGUGGUCGCGUUGUUUAUAUUAAAUCUCUCAUCCGUUUGUUGAGUAUGUGACAUGUAAAGAA
Xenia sp. Carnegie-2017 is the source of this 2033-nucleotide messenger RNA. RefSeq names its product brefeldin A-inhibited guanine nucleotide-exchange protein 1-like. NCBI's taxonomy places the organism in Eukaryota, Metazoa, Cnidaria, Anthozoa, Malacalcyonacea, Xeniidae. The coding region runs from base 899 to 1933 and encodes 344 amino acids. The transcript is spliced from 19 exons. The record is from RefSeq and is a predicted model, not a curated record.